This is a messenger RNA of Maylandia zebra (zebra mbuna), 8442 nucleotides long. It is a transcript of the gene stx1b, whose product is annotated as syntaxin 1B. Gene Ontology annotation, molecular function: SNARE binding; SNAP receptor activity. Gene Ontology annotation, cellular component: presynaptic active zone membrane; synaptic vesicle; endomembrane system. NCBI's taxonomy places the organism in Eukaryota, Metazoa, Chordata, Actinopteri, Cichliformes, Cichlidae. The record is from RefSeq and is a predicted model, not a curated record. Gene Ontology annotation, biological process: exocytic insertion of neurotransmitter receptor to postsynaptic membrane; synaptic vesicle fusion to presynaptic active zone membrane; intracellular protein transport.
UUUUCUGCAGCAUCAGUACCACCUCCCCCGUGCCUCCUCCCCCUCUCUCUCUCGCUCGGUUUUCCUGCCGGGCUGCUGCUUUGCGCGCUGCGGGGCCACACUGCGACCACACCGAGGAGGAAGAAGAGAAAGCCGCGGACCGACGGGGGGGCCAGCCGAGGCAGAGCGGCGGACAUUAAAAAAAAAACCGAAUAAGAAGAAGGACGCGGGAGGAAGAAGGAGGCGCGGACAGCGAGCCCGAGGAGCAGAAGCAGAAGGCGGAGACGCGUUCCUCCCUCCAUCUCUGCCUCCGUGAAGAAGAGCCGAGAGGAGCAGCAGCAGGAGGACCGCGAGGACCUCGCAGCGGAGAAAACGACGAACGACGCGGAGCCGGAAGCCUCCCCCCCUCCCCCCUGGACCAGGGACGAUUCUCCGUUUGUAGCAGCGGCGCGGCGACACGAUGAAGGACCGCACGGCGGAACUGCGAAGCGCAAAGGACAGCGACGACGAUGAGGAGGUGGUGCAGGUGGACAGGGACCACUUCAUGGACGAGUUCUUCGAACAGGUGGAGGAGAUCCGAGGCUGUAUAGAAAAGCUGUCGGAGGACGUGGAGCAGGUCAAGAAGCAGCACAGCGCCAUCCUGGCCGCACCCAAUCCUGACGAAAAGACCAAGCAGGAGUUGGAGGACCUCACAGCUGACAUCAAGAAGACAGCCAAUAAAGUUCGCUCAAAAUUAAAAGCAAUCGAGCAGAGCAUCGAGCAGGAGGAGGGGCUCAACAGAUCAUCAGCGGACCUCAGGAUCCGUAAGACGCAGCACUCGACAUUGUCACGCAAGUUCGUGGAGGUGAUGACUGAGUACAACACCACGCAGUCCAAGUACCGCGACCGCUGCAAGGACCGCAUCCAGAGACAGCUGGAGAUCACUGGAAGAACCACUACCAACGAGGAGCUCGAGGACAUGUUGGAGAGUGGCAAGCUGGCCAUCUUCACUGAUGAUAUCAAAAUGGACUCUCAGAUGACGAAGCAGGCCCUGAACGAGAUCGAGACCCGGCACACUGAGAUCAUCAAGCUGGAAAACAGCAUCCGUGAGCUGCACGACAUGUUCGUCGACAUGGCCAUGCUGGUCGAGAGCCAGGGCGAGAUGAUUGACAGAAUCGAGUACAACGUGGAGCACUCCGUCGACUACGUGGAGCGAGCCGUCUCCGACACCAAGAAGGCCGUCAAAUACCAGAGCCAGGCUCGCAAGAAGAAGAUCAUGAUCAUCAUCUGCUGUGUCAUCCUCGGCGUGGUCCUGGCGUCGUCCAUCGGUGGCACGCUGGGCAUGUAACGCGCUCCGCCACCUGCUGCCGUGACGACCGAACACCGACUGACCGACCGUCCGACCGACAGCCAGCAGAGAAAAGAAACACCAACGACGACACAAAAACUUGAAACACAAAUGCAAGACAGAUAACCAAUCAGCUAGGAAGAGAUAACGACCCAAUCACAGAUAAGAGGAAACACCACGGGUUCGGGUGGGGUUCAAAAAACAAGAAAAAACCACGAGAAAACACCAUGACAUCAUAGCUGACUGACUACACUACAUAUACAAAAGAGGGUACAGAUAAACCUAUUUAUUACAGAUGUACAUGUAAAUGUAUUGAACAUGAAGCAACACGUGGGUUAGCUACCUGUAAAAACUGAUGACCUAUAAUAUGGCAUUUACUUGUUUGUUUGCUUGUUUUGCCUCUUUUCUUAUUUUUUAAAAGUUUCUUUCGUUUUUCCGGAGUCUCCGAGGACAGUGACAGCGACGGCUGCCGGGUGGGAGUUCUGCCCGUCGAGGCUCCGGAGCUUAGCGCCUUUGGGAACGAGCUCAGAUAACAAAAUAAAAGCCCAAAAAAAAAGAGAGAGAACAUGUUUCUAUCACAUUCUGGAACCCUGGAGCGUUCCUGAGCUGCGCCCUGGAAUACUUUCUGUUCCAGAGCGCAGACGGGAACAAGCAGCCGAAGGUUCCGGAAUGUCAGCCUGCAGAACGAGCACCCUCCGGCUUUGGCAGAACACGCUCCGCCCCCUUGUUGCUAGGAGGGGUUUCACCGCUGCCUCUUUAGACCACCUCUCAUUGGUUGCUCACUCCUGGCGUUCACCUCAGUCAGCCAAUGAAAUUAGCUUAACCUGGCGAAGCCCGGCCUGCCACACGUUAUUUAGGACGCAUCAAGGACGUUGACCGUGACACGCUUCCCUCUGAGUUCGGGGGAGGGAGGAGUGUCCGCGGCAAGAACCUCCCCUUUUCGUCACACCUAUCCAACCAAAGAGCCGGGGAGGGCCUCUGGUUGUCAGGCUGAAUUUGAUUGGCCGGCGGCAGAAAAGACCGUGACGUUUGACUGACAGGUGAACGAUGGGGAAGGAGGGUUCGGACGAGCAAGAGUCAGUCUAUGCAGUUUAGAAAACCACGCCUCCCCGUCACUGGGACAGCCAAUGAGGAUUGGGCAUUUCGGUGAUCUGAUCAGGUCUGCGGUCGUCAUCUCGAAGCUGUCACAGCUGUUCUUCCGGAAGAUCCUAAAAAAUGAAGAGAACGCAUUAAAAAGUAAAGAAGAAAAACAAAUGUAACUACAACACUAAGAAGCGCUGGUUGCCCUGGUUACCUGAGUGUCGCGGUGAUAUCGUUGCUUUCCCGUUUCUUGAUGGGGAACGUUUGUUGCUUCGUUGUUUCCGUGGUGCUGCUGUUUUGGUGCGUGUGACGCGUCCCGUGACGUAUCGGCCUGACACGAUUUAGCUGUUAAUGUUUAGUCUGUACGUUUUAAAGCAUUCGCCCAGAUCCUACCUGCAGCCCCGAGUGUGCGUGCGUGUGUGUGUGCGAUUUUUCAUCCACGCUGUGUGAGCGCAUGAGUUGCACAGGUGCUACUGACCAGCAGAAGGUGUUCCUAUUGGUGGAUUUUCUCUGUGGAAGGUGGAACAUGUGACACGCAUACAUUCAUAUAAAUUCCCAACAUAUGCUGCAUUCAAUUGCAACCGGGAACUUGGAAUUUCCAGUUUCAUUAACCUGGGAAGUUUCUGAUUAAUAUGACGUUGUUCAUGAGUUCAAAUCAGUUCUGAACGCCUUCGUCUGCUUUUACGUUCUCUGUGGAAAAGCAGUAAAGCAAACCUGCGGGAACGUUGAUGGCUCGGAUGUCAUUCCCAGUGCUGAUUUCCAAAUUCCGCGGUACAUUAAAUGCAGCAGCAGCUCAUGCAUGAACUCCAUGUUUAACUUUUCAUGCAGACACACUGGACACUCGCCCCUAACUCGCGAAUUCCCCGUGUUACAUAUCGAACCAGUGACUGCGUCGCUUAUAGCAUGCUGUAGCGUUAGCUUGUGUUUCGUGUAGAUUAUGUAGAAGCUGCUCGUUACAGAUGGGUCAUCAGUUUUCUUCCUUUUUUAAACAUUAAAGACGUUUCUGUCCAGACUGGCAUCAGGACAAAGGCGGCUGAAAAUGUGGAGUAGAAUUUGUUGCAUUAGCGGUUAGCUGAACGUCUGCAGGACUGUCACUCCUUACAGCGACUGCUGAUUAAAAUAGAAAUGUGACGCAGCAAACAGCCUAUCUCAGGACUGCGUGCUGUGUUGAAGAUCGCGCCACCGCCUGCGCUAACAUGUAGGACCGCGGCGUUGAAGAGGAAGGGUCGUCUACGCUCAGGCUCUGUGAUACGGAGGUUCACCUGCUUCUGUUGAGGCCUCGCUGGACGACCAAAUACCACCUUAAAACCUCACGGUCCCCUCCUGCUCAGUGCUCACGAUUAGUUUUGUUUGACGGCGUCUUCUCUGGUUUCACCUGUUCUGCUCUGGAUCUUUUAGCUGGACCCUGAUCGGGUUUCCGACGUCCCUGACUUAUAGUUUUUGUUUCAUGUUUCCUGAGAAAUGUAUUAUUUGAAGCUUUUCAGAGACAGGGCUUUAAAAAACAGAACAUGCCGCCUUUCAUAACAAGUCAAAGCUGUUUUUUGCUUCCUUGCUCUGUAGAGACCUGCCGACAGGAAGCUGACAUUAGCUUUCGUUUGACAGUCGUGUGUCCUCCUCAGCCAGCUCGAGCGUUGGAAAGCGGAUGUUGUUUUGUGGAAAACGUGUUUUCUUACCCAUCACAGUAGCUAGCAUUAGCUUUAGAUGUCUGUGGUGCCGUGUAGACGAUUGUUAGGCUUUGUUUCAUUCUUGGCUUCCCAAAACCAAAACAUAACGCGCGUUCACCAAAGCUUCGCAGGCACCGUCCCCGCCCCGACUCCUCCAAAGAGCCCAGCAGAUGUGUGGUCAUGUGCCGUGUCUGUAGAUGUAGGUCGAUCUCGCACUUUUCUCUCUGCCCAUUCGUUCCAUUCUGGUUUUAGGUGUUUUCACAUGUAGAGCUGUCAAUUCAAUAUGAACCAGUGUGCUUGUUUUACCUGCGUUUACAUGUCUCACGACUCCCUCGGACAUUUAGAGAACCUAAACCCACGUCCCCAUUGGCUGCUUCGUUCAUCGUUCUUUGUUCGUUCGAGCGGUUGACGGUUGUCCAGGCGGCGUCGCAGUCGUCGCGGCAGUCUCGGGUUGGUGAUUGUGGUGGAUGCGAGGAUGCCGUCAUAGCACCAGCCAGCUUGUUGACACUGAUUUUGCCAUGUGUGAGUGUUUGUUUUCUGUAAAGUUCCCGCUCCUGCGUGGCGGUCACUUGUCGGGUCCCGCCGCCAUCCUCUCGAAAACAUGGACAAAACCUCACGAAACCCACGCAGGCAACAGUUGGAGAUUUGGCUAAGUGAAGGUUCAAAUGGUCGUCGGCACGUCUGCCCGCCCCGUCCUCUCGUCUCUUCCUGUCGUGCUGUAGAUGUUUGGUUGUACAAAAAGAUGGCGCAGAGGGUCGGAGUCUGCCCCCUCCCUUCGCCCUGCAGACCCCGCCCAUCCCACUGUGUGUACUACUUAUAAUAAUGGUAAUAAAAAAGGCAUGCAAAAGCGUUGUGGAGUUUGCAUGAUGGUGUUUUUUGUACCCCACCUCCCCGCCUCACCCUUCACGUCGUGCACUUUACCGCCAAUCAGACCCCGUUUGGUUUCUAUGGAAACACUUCACAGUUACUUUCGUUUGUGACGCGUCAUUUUUACGAUGUUUUCUUCAGAGACCGGUGUGAUGUUUAAAUAAAUGUGAAAGGUUAAAUUCCCAUCCCACGAACUCCAGCCCUCCCGCCGGGUUCGGACGCCUCCGUCACCUCCCGAUGUCUGCGUGUUCGCUUCCACUGUUGCAUUUGUGUGUGUGCGUGUGCGUGUUGAAGCAGCACGAGUGUGUUUCAGUGUGCGAAGCGUCCAAUCGCAGGUGGGCGGGUUGCAGCAGGUUUCAAAAUUCCACUUUUUUUUUUAGAUUGCGACAGAAGCGAGGAGAGAAGCUUGCAGACGCCAUGAUCACUGUUACCGCCGUGGCGUUGAUUCGAUUCAGACCAAAGCAUUUCCGCCCUCCCCUCCAAAUGUUCGCCGCUAAUCUCAAAGAGCACAACGCGAGUCGAGUUUACAAACAGAGAAUAAAUAUACAAAUAGAAAAGCCCCACCCCCUCCACUGCCAUCAAUCAGACCGACCCGCCUCUCUCCCUCCACCUUCAGAGUCCGAACUGAAAACAUGACACAUCCGUGAAGUGAGUCCCAGUUGGUUUGCGUCUUCACGCUGCAGGAUCAACGCUCCUCUGCAGGGUUACAGGCCACGCCCCCCACAUACCUCCGAACAGCCGGAGAGAGAAAGUUAAACAUCAGCAGAUUUGGUCAAAGGUUGAUCUCAGAUCCUCCAGCGAGCAUUCUUCCUGUGCGAGAGGCCGACUGCAGUCGUGUGACAUCACAUGUGUACGCAACAAAAAUACAAACAAACAUAAAUCUGAGUCACAUCUGGAUGUUCGCCGCCGUUCAGCCUUUCUGUUGUUUCCAUUUCUGACAGAGCGGGCGCACAACGCUGGAAAAAAUCACGUGAAGAGAGUUUGAGCGCGACACGCAAGACGCCAUUAGCCGUUAGCCCGUGUGGGAGUAAUGCGGUGUGGGCCGACCCUGACUUGGGAGUCGCGUUCCAGCGCUCUGCGGUUAUUUCUGCACGCUGACUCGUGAGCACAGCGGCGUCUGUCUUUGCCGCUUCGUCGCUCCUCCGCUGUGGCGCAGUUAAGCCGCCUCCACGCUGAUUUUUGUCUUCCUGAAACUAUUGUGAAAAACCAAAACGUGCUCGGUGCCCCGCUCUGGGUGAUGACAUCACAAACAUGUUCAGUGUUCUUUAUUUGGCGCUCGCGCUCGUCCCGUUGCUCUCCGACAGUAUUCACUUUAAACAGUGUUUAUGUUCUCUAGUGGGAGGGGUGGGAGGGGUUAGGGGAGGGGCAAUAGAGACAGACCACGCCCACAAUCACCCCUGCCAUAACAAGUAGGAAAGACACUGAAAUAACAUCGUUAUCCUCAUUAUUACUGUUGUUAUUACUAUGAUUAUUACCAAACAGACAAAUAAAGAUGCAGUAAACAUUUGCAAAAACCCGGAGGGAGACCGAACGGCUUCACACAACGUGAUCGAAUCAACUUUAAAAAUGGAGGUGAUGACGAUUCUAUAAUAGCAAUGAUUUAAAGAAGUACAAAGGAGUUAUGUUAUCAUAAUAAUAGUAGUCAUAUUGAAUAUUGAAUGCUCGCAAUUUUGUCAAACUGAAACUGGAUUCUUUGUGUUAUGUAAUUAUUGUAAAUAACUUCAAAGAGAGAAAAAAUGACUUGCAUGUCUAUGUAUAAAUCUACUGAGAUAUCUAUUCCCGUCAAAGUCUGCACGUAGGCCGGCCUCUGUCCUCUUUCGCCCGCCCUUGCUGUGGCGCCCCCUCUGUUUGUACCGUGCAGCUGAGUUGCGACAGCAGAGACUAGGAGAAACUUGGCUUCCUAUUGUCGCGUCUGCACACGCUCAGUUCAGAAGCUGUGUCUGCGCCCACCUGUGGAUGGAGAAGGCACGGCGGUGUUUUUAGUAGCAGGACGCCCGCUGAGCGGUGCCGCCGUCCCUUUGAGUGCCCGUGUCUCUUAGUUUCUUUCUGAAGGAGCGAAUGAAAACACCACACAGGUUUUUGCGGCACAAAUGCAGCCACGCCUCCAUCUGUUACCCCAGGUCCAGAGGCUCCACCCACUGGCUCCUCUGAUGAAAGUGCUUCCCUCCAUAUUAGGAAAAUUAAGCCCGCCUUCAGGGCUUUCCAGGCCACACCUGCACGUCACUUUGGAAGCCAAGUUAGCAGUUUUAAACUCUCCCUCUCUCGCCGUCCUGUUCAAUCUCAGCUGAAGCAAGCUCGCCAAACGACACACCGAAAGCUCCGCCUCUUUACCUGACUGCUUCCCCAGAGUUUAGCCUGAGCCUAGGUCUAAAAGAACAGACUCAACCUGCCAGCACUUAGCCAUAUCCAAUAUCAUCCUGCUGCACUGUAAACAAUCUGACUGGCGAAAGUGGCUUGGUGUUACGGUGCCAGGUUGCUUACGCCCGUCAGAACCGAGACUCGGCACGUUAAUGGAGUCGUCCAUCUUAGUAGAAGAAUCGUCGUCUCAGAUGGUUAGAUGACCUUCGGUCUGCCGCCGCAGUCUUCCUUCUGCGUGGCUUUUCCAUCGUUUAGUCCUCACGAGUUCCUGGAGGAGGUCUCAGCUCCAGACGACACGCAGGUGAAGCGGUCCACUUCCUGUGGUUUCACCUGGUGUGACGGCUCAGCGUCACCUCCACGCCACGGCCACCAGCGCCACCACCUGGUUUCAGGCCCGCUCUCUAGCCUCACACAGGCCUAACCUGACGAAGCGUGCAAUAUUCAGAGAAACAAGGGCUUGUCUUUAUCAUGCAGAGGCGUUGGCCAUGGCACGGGAACUUCAGACGCUGUAAUUGCGACAGCAGAAGCGUGAACCCCACCUGAUUUUUAGGGCGUGGGAUGAGUGAGGAACAAAGCUAUCUCGGGGGAGGGGGACGGCAGGUGGAGGCAGAGCCCUGAGGUCAGAAAAAAGCAAAGCGCUGAAUAAGAGAGAGGACAGGGGCGCCGCGCGCAACUUUGACCGGAAAUGCAACUUGUGUCCCGUUUUUUUUGUGUGUGUAUGUGUGCGUAGCGUAAUGUAAAAGCGAUCUGUCCCCCCCCCACUCCACCUCACCACCCCAACCCUCUCCCCCCUCCAGAAAGAAAACAUUCCCCCCGACCCUGCCCCCUCCAGCCCCCGCCUCCCCCGUCCUCCCCCCUCUCUUGUACUGCUGUUGGCUGUUCUGUUUAGUUCAUGUGACGUGCCAGUAUUCCCCCCACCUCCUCACCCCUUGCCCACUCCCUCCUCUCUCCUGCCCCCUCCGCCCUCUCUCGCUCUCCCCCUCCUCUCUCUCUCUCUCUCUCUCUCUCUCUCUUCAUGGAUCUUUAAGAUGACAACUCUAUGCAGAUGCUGUCUUUUAUAAGUGUGUCAAAAUUUUAAUUUAAAAUAAAAACUUAAAAAAAAACAAACCCUGACAGACAUAUUGAAAUGAUAACAAAAAAGAAUAAAGAAAAGGAUUGUUCAGUGUA